CGUUUCUCUGCAAUUCUUCUCCGCCUUCCUGCUUCUACUUUCUUUGCAAGCAAUAAAGCGUUAAAUAAAGUUUUUAUUCUAGAAAAAAACAACAAAGAAAUGCUCUUCGCUUUUGUGUGUCAAGCCAUGUGAGCUUACUGACACAUUCUAUCGUUCUUCUCAAUUUUUCAUAUUCUUACGCAUUCUCUAUACCGAGUUACUGACUCAGUGAGUCCACGCGUAAUAACACACACACACUCUCUCUCUAAGAUGGCGUCUUCUUCUCGAGCAAGGAGUAGUUCGCCGUUUUCGUAUCGGAAACCUUCGAGUCCGUUCUCAUCCACUUCUUCAACUUCUUUUAUGAGUAACAAACUAAUGCCUCGUACGUGCUCGUCCUCGGCGUCUUCGUUUUUCAAUUCGGGAGGUGGAUACGGUUCUCGAUCCAUGACGCCGAGUCUGUCCAGGUAUGAUUCGAUGUGCCAGGGUUCAAGCGGUUACAAUGCUCGCACACCAGUGGAUUACGCAUCGGAGGAGAUAGUUGGCGAGCAAGUGGAAGGGCGGAUAUCGGCGGAUAGUAUUUCAGUUACGAUUCGGUUUCGGCCAUUGAAUCAAAGGGAAUUUCAGAGAGGGGACGACAUCGCGUGGUAUGCGGACGGGGAUAAGAUUGUUAGACAUGAGUAUAAUCCCGCUACAGCUUACGCAUUUGACAGAGUAUUUGGACCUCAUACAACUUCUCAAGAGGUUUAUGAAAUAGCUGCAAAACCUGUAGUGAAGGCUGCAAUGGAAGGUGUUAAUGGAACUGUUUUUGCUUAUGGUGUUACAAGUAGUGGGAAGACACACACCAUGCAUGGGGAUCAAACUGCUCCUGGCAUUAUACCAUUGGCAAUAAAGGAAGUGUUCAGUAUUAUACAAGAUACUCCAGGGCGAGAAUUCUUACUUCGUGUAUCAUAUCUUGAAAUCUACAAUGAGGUGAUAAACGACUUACUUGAUCCAACUGGUCAAAAUUUGCGCGUUAGAGAAGAUGCUCAGGGAACUUAUGUGGAGGGCAUAAAAGAAGAAGUGGUUUUGUCUCCAGGACAUGCCCUUUCUUUUAUUGCUGCAGGGGAAGAGCACCGUCAUGUUGGUUCAAAUAACUUCAAUCUGUUCAGUAGCCGAAGUCACACCAUAUUCACACUGAUGAUUGAGAGUAGCGCUCACGGAGAUGAAUAUGAUGGAGUGGUCUUCUCUCAACUUAAUUUGAUUGAUUUAGCUGGGUCUGAGAGUUCAAAAACUGAGACAACUGGGUUAAGGAGAAAGGAAGGAUCUUACAUAAACAAAAGUCUUCUGACUCUUGGAACAGUAAUUGGAAAGUUAAGUGAAGGAAAAGCAUCCCAUGUUCCAUAUCGAGACUCCAAGCUUACCCGCCUUCUGCAAUCUUCAUUAAGUGGACACGGACAUGUUUCGCUUAUUUGCACAGUUACGCCUGCAUCUAGUAAUAUGGAGGAAACUCAUAAUACCUUGAAGUUUGCAAGCAGGGCAAAGCGUGUGGAAAUCUACGCUUCUCGGAAUAAGAUUAUUGAUGAAAAAUCAUUGAUUAAGAAGUAUCAGAAAGAAAUUUCAGUCCUUAAACAAGAACUUGAUCAGCUAAGGCAGGGAAUGCUUGUUGGUGUUAAUCAUGAAGAACUUAUGAUCUUAAAGCAACAGCUGGAGGAAGGUCAGGUGAAAAUGCAGUCAAGAUUAGAGGAAGAAGAGGAAGCCAAAGCUGCUUUGAUGAGCAGAAUCCAAAGGCUUACCAAGCUUAUACUUGUUUCUUCCAAAAAUUCCAUUCCUGGAUGUUUGAGCGAUUUACCAACCCAUCAACGUAGUAAUUCUGUUUGUGAGGAUAAUAAAGUGGAUGUACAGGGUGAUGGUGCCUUACUCAUAGAUAGUGAGAAUAAGAAAGAUACACUAUCUUCGCUUGAGGCACUUGCUUCUGAUUCAACUAAUGAGUUUAAACACCAAAGAUCCUCCAGCAGGAGGAAUCAUGAACUCUCACCAACCAGCAGUACUGUCACUGACACAACUCAAACGGGUGAUCUUAUUAGUGGCACUAAACUGCCGGCGGGUGGGAUGACAUCAGAUCAGAUGGACCUUCUUGUUGAGCAAGUUAAGAUGCUUGCUGGAGAGAUUGCAUUUAGCACCAGUACCCUGAAACGCCUCGUGGACCAGUCUGUAAAUGAUCCUGAGAGCUCAAAAAAUCAGAUUCAAAAUUUGGAAAGAGAGAUUCAGGAAAAGAGGAGGCAAAUGAGGGUGUUAGAGCAGCGUAUAAUUGAGAGUGGUGAAGCUUCAAUUGCUAAUGCAUCAUUCGUGGAUAUGCAGCAGACAGUUAUGAGAUUGAUGACCCAGUGUAACGAAAAGAGUUUUGAGCUGGAGAUAAAAUCAGCAGAUAAUCGUAUCCUCCAAGAACAAUUGCAGGACAAGUGUUCUGAGAAUGAGAAAUUGCAGAAGAAGGUGAAGCUUCUGGAGCAGCGGUCGGCAUCUCUCUCCGGCGACAAAUUACCAUUGUCCUCUGAACUGGGAAUACCCGAAGAAUAUUCUGACGAGUUAAGAAAAAAGGUUCAAUAUCAGGAGACCGAGAAUGAAAAACUAAAAGUAGAACUGGUGCAGCUUUCAGAGGAGAACAGUGGAGAAUUGGCGUCUGCUGCUGCUGUUGAGUUAAAAAAUUUGGCUGGUGAGGUGACCAAGCUCUCGGUACAGAAUGCAAAACUGGAGAAGGAAUUAUUGGCUGCUCGAGAGUUGGCAAACAUUAGAGGCUCCGCUAACCAGACUGUCAAUGGUUUCAACCGCAAGUAUAGUGACAGCACGAGAGCUGGAAGAAAGGGGAGACUCUCUGGCAUCUCAAACGGCCUUUCUGGAGCAGCUGGUGAUGGUUUUGAGUCAUGGAAUCUUGAUCUCAAUGAUCUAAAGAUGGAACUGCAGGCUAGGAAACAACGGGAGGAAGCUCUUGAAGCUGCACUAACUGAGAAGGAAUUCAUAGAAGAAGAAUACAGAAAAAGGGUUGAACAAGCAAAGAAGAGGGAGGAAACUCUGGAGAAUGAUUUAGCAAACAUGUGGGUUCUUGUUGCUAAGUUGAAGAAAGAGGUAGCGGCUAAUCCUGAGAGUAAUACAGAUAAGCAACAUACCAAUGGCAUGACUAAUGCCGAAGAUCCAAAAGCAAACAACACUGACAGUAACAAUGUCCUCAAAGAGCGACAAGUUUCAGAAGUGUCAUCAAAACCAGCCAAUGAAAUACCCAAGGAAGAACCCCUGGUUGUUCGGCUGAAGGCCCGAAUGCAAGAGAUGAAGGAAAAAGAGUUCAAAUCCCUGGGAGAUGCCAAUUCCCAUAUGUGUAAAGUAUGUUUUGAGUCACCAACCGCAGCAAUUCUUCUCCCUUGUCGGCAUUUUUGUUUAUGUAAAUCUUGUUCGCUCGCUUGUUCCGAGUGUCCUAUUUGUCGCACAAAGAUAUCAGACAGACUUUUUGCAUUCCCUUCUUGAUACAACUAUUUCAACCCUCCUUAUGAAGGAGUUCGUGAUCACCUGUUUGAUAUUUUCAAUGUGAAGCGGUUGCAAUUCUUUCAUUAGAUUGUCUGUGUGUAGCUGUUUAAAAAAGGUAGUUGAAUAUCAUCAGUUUUUCUCUAUUGAAUGGCUGUAAAAAUAAGUGUUUAAAGGUUAAAAAGAUUUAAGAAAAGUAUAAGAAAAGGUAAAAUCACCAUAUCCAAAAAUUUAAAAAACAAGAUGAUAUGUUUCUGUUUUAGCUAAAGGUUGUGAUCGGUCUUUUUGAACUUUCGAUUUUCAAUUGAUAAAUGUACAGAAACAACGAGCGCUUCUUAUGAAGUAAUUUUCCUUUUUC
Molecule: messenger RNA, 3826 nt
Organism: Hibiscus syriacus
Lineage: Eukaryota; Viridiplantae; Streptophyta; Magnoliopsida; Malvales; Malvaceae
Product: kinesin-like protein KIN-7D, mitochondrial
Exons: 26
Coding region: 250-3471 (1073 amino acids)
Biological process (GO): microtubule-based movement
Molecular function (GO): microtubule motor activity; ATP binding; microtubule binding
Source: RefSeq, a predicted model, not a curated record